Messenger RNA from Prosopis cineraria, 2725 nucleotides. RefSeq names its product VIN3-like protein 1. The coding region runs from base 234 to 2360 and encodes 708 amino acids. Gene Ontology annotation, molecular function: protein binding. The record is from RefSeq and is a predicted model, not a curated record. Lineage: Eukaryota; Viridiplantae; Streptophyta; Magnoliopsida; Fabales; Fabaceae. Gene Ontology annotation, biological process: vernalization response; epigenetic regulation of gene expression. The transcript is spliced from 5 exons.
GCCUCGCAUCCACCAAGAUCCGCGACGCGCUCUGUCCGAGCGUGGGGAUUUCAUCGCUCUCUGUUCACAACUCGUACAAGUUCCCCCCGCAGACCAACUAACAACGGAGACGUUUCUGUUUGGAUUUAUGCUCUCGCCGAGCAAAUUUCUGGGUUUUGCCCCGUCAAAACCCUUGAUUCGUCCCCAUUCUUCCAAGAUGAGGGCCAUUUGGCUAUAGUGUUUAGCACUUUCAAAUGGAAUUAGAAGAAAAGUUCCUUGUUAAAGUUUCUGGUGUUCAAAGCCUUUCUUCCAGUGUGCAAAGCACUCCGGAAAAAAAUGGUCAUUCAGAUGAAGCUUCAAGAAGUCCUGAACUCCUUCAAGAGUUCCUGAAAUCUGGUCCUAGGAAGGAACUUCUUCGAAUGUGCUUUUAUAAAGACAGAAAGAUCAUAUCAUUGAAAAGAAAGAUGCCAGAAACUAAGUCAACCAGUAAGGUAAUCAAGAAACAGGACAGCAAAAAAACUUCUACUCUUAGCAACCAGCCCUCUAGGAAGCAAAAUAGGAAGAGCAAAAACCCUAUAAGGCUCCAGCCAGUUGCUGACCAGCUUUCUGAUUUUGGACAUUCAGACUGCUGGAUCUGUAAAAACUCUGCUUGUAGAGCUGUUCUAUCCACAGAUGACAAAUUUUGUAGAAGGUGCUCUUGCUGUAUUUGUCACCUAUUUGAUAGUAACAAGGAUCCUAGUCUUUGGUUGGUAUGCUCAUCUGAAUCUGAUGAAGGGGACUCCUGUGGCUUGUCUUGCCAUAUUGAAUGUGCCCUUCAACAUGAAAAAGUGGGAGUUGUUGAUCAUGGGCAACUGAUGCAACUAGAUGGCGGCUAUUGUUGUGCAUCCUGUGGUAAAGUUACAGGGAUACUUGGAUGUUGGAAGAAGCAGCUAAAUAUGGCAAAAGAUGCUCGGCGAGUUGAUGUGCUCUGCUAUAGGUUAUAUUUGAGUUACAAGCUCCUGGAUGGGACUUCGAGGUUUAAAGAAUUGCAUGACACUGUACUAGAGGCAAAAGCAAAGCUAGAGACAGAAGUUGGUCCGGUCAAUGGGAUUUCCGCAAAGAUGGUGCGAGGAAUUGUCAGCAGACUCUCUAUUGCCAGUGAGGUGCAGAAACUCUGCUCUCUUGCUAUUGAGAAAGCUGAUGGGUGGCCUUCUGUUGUGAAUCCAGAUUCUAUAGAUGGUUCACUUCCUGCUACCUGCAAAUUUGUUUUUGAAGAGGUAACAGCUUCCUCAGUCAAAAUCAUCUUGAUUGACAUGUCCAUUGCAUCUUCCAAGGACAUUAAGGGCUACAAGCUCUGGUACUACAAGACUAAUGAGGAGCUGCUCACAAAAGAUCCUGUUUGUGAGGUCCCAAAAGAUCAGAAGAGGAUUUUGUUAUCCAACCUCCAGCCUUGCACAGAAUAUACUUUUCGCAUUAUAUCGUAUACGGAUAUGGGUCAGCUGGGUUAUUCUGAAGCCAAAUGUUUCACCAAGAGCGCUGAUCCAACUAUAAAAGGUCCCUCCUCACUAAUCGAUUUAGGUCAAAAAAAAGAGAGCCUUGAAAUUGGAGCCAGUUCAUCUGGAUCCAAAACAGAGCCCAAUCCUACAGUAGCAGAUUUAGGAUUUAAGGUUCGAGACCUUGGGAAAGUUGUGGGUCUUGCUUGGACUCAAGAUCAAGGUCCCUUGGAAGGGUUUUGCAGUGUUGAUACAAAAAAUUGCUGCAGAGAAACUGAAAUUGUCAAGCCUAAAAUUUCAGACGAGCAGUUGCCUGCAGUUUCACGGGACCUUGAUUUAAAUGUUGUUUCAGUGCCUGAUCUAAAUGAAGAACUAGUACCUCCUUUUGAGUCUCCCAAGGAUGAAGAUAAUGGCUACACUUUGCAGAAGGCUGUUGAGGCAGACGAUGAUGCUGCCUCUCGCUAUGCACAGAAAAUCAGUUUAGCAAAAUCGCAUGGUAGUGUUGACUCCCAUACCUGGAUGAACGGGCCAACCGGAGAAGUUCCAGCUGUUGAUUCCCGUGUAGAUGCAUGCAAGAAAAGGGUAGCUAGCAUCAAUGAAGAGACACAUGAUUGCAAUAGCACUUUGGCAAAUGGCUCUCCUCUUGGAGUAUCAGAUGGCACUUGCUCCCUGGAUGAAAACUAUGAGUAUUGUGUGAAAGUAUUUCGGUGGCUAGAAUGUGAGGGUCAUAUCAAGCAGGAGUUUCGGUUGAAGUUGCUAACAUGGUUUAGUUUGAGGUCGACAGAGCAGGAACGCAGGGUUGUCAAUACUUUCAUUCAAACUUUACUUGAUGAUCCAAGUAGUUUGGCAGGACAACUGAUUGACUCAUUUUCCGAUAUCAUAUCCAACAAGAGGCCCAGGAAUGGAUAGCAUCGUAAGAUGUGAGAGUAGGUUUAAGGCCUUGGAGUUCGCAGAAGCACUAAUUGCUUUUUACAGCCAGAAAUCACGUCCAAUUGCUAUUGCUUUCCUUGUACAGGCAUUUUUUAUUGAUCACCUUUCAAAGAGGUUCAUUUUUAUUGCAGACAUAACAUAUUUUGUCUAGCUGAAAGGAUUUGCACCAACCAUUGCAGUAACUCAUUCUUACUGGGAAGGAAGCUCUUUGGACGAGUUUCAGGAUGUAGAAGGCAUUUUACUAUUUUCUUAAUUUCUGCAAUUGUAUUCAGCUAUGGAUUUAGUCAUGGAAUAUUCUAAUGUUCAAACUUCUAUUUAAUUUUUAUUUGAAGGAACUUGAGAUA